AAUAAAGCAUGGUUUGUGCUCAUGAUUUGUGCUAGAUCCUGCUCUUACCUUGUUUAGCAGUCCCUUGUGUUUUUCCUUAGAGCAGAGACAUGCUUGCAGAGCUUUCCAUGUUGACAGCAAUCAUUCAGCAAAAGAGACAACCAUAGCAACACAUCAGUGAUAUUUAAUGAUGGAAUAGCUAUCACAGCCUGUGGAUUACAGUUUCUUACACUUAUCACAAAUUAGUUGUAUUCCAUGAGGGUAAGCAAGAAGGAAGUAGGUAUAUUUCCCAUGUGUUUAUCUUUUAAGACAUACAUAAUUGAAAAAAAUCACUACAUUUUCAGAGAAAACCUUAACCUAGAGUUCACUGAUUAACCUAUGGGUGGUUCUCAGGUAAUUGCAGGGGAAUUCAGCACUCAGUCUUUGUGGGGUUGGCCUCUUGCUUUGUUGGCACUCCUGGCUGGCUGACUGGCUGGCUAUGCUGACAGUGCAAGUGAAGGGAUUAUUAGAUUGACCACAUGCCCUCUGCUUUUGUUUCUUUGUAUUUGUUUUGUUUUAGGAUAGAGAUAGGAAAGUUGACUGGGGCCCCAGAGAUCUAUGAAAAAAAAAAAGGAAAGAAAGAAAGAAAAGAAGGAGGAGGGGAGAGAAAUUUGCAGUGAUAGAAUUUUCUGCCAUAAGAGUCAUGAGAGAAUACAGGAGUUUCAUCUGGCAGAAGGAAACUGGCAAUGUGGGUCAAGAGUAAACCUGUAGGGAUGCCAAGGUAACAUCUCCUGAGACAUGUCUCUAAAUUACAUCAAAAACUUCUAUGAAGGAUGUGUUAAACCUCCGACUGUGAUUGGCCAAUUCCACACCCUUUUCUUUGGAUCUGUCCGAAUGUUCUUUCUUGGGGUGCUAGGCUUUGCAGUUUAUGGGAAUGAGGCUUUGCACUUCAGUUGUGAUCCAGACAAAAGAGAAGUAAACCUCUUCUGUUACAAUCAGUUCAGGCCAAUCACUCCACAAGUAAGUUUUCCUGUAUUCUGGGCAUUGCAACUAGUGAUUGUCCUGGUUCCUGGAGCCAUUUUCCAUCUUUAUGCUGCAUGUAAAAGCAUCAAUCAAGAAUGCAUUCUUCAAAAGCCCAUCUAUACUGUGAUAUAUAUUCUCUCAGUUUUAUUAAGAAUUAGCUUAGAGGUAAUAGCAUUUUGGCUUCAGAUUCACCUCUUUGGUUUCCAAGUAAAACCUCUUUUCCUGUGUGAUGCUGGAUCUCUUGGGGGGAAAUUGACUAUUAUAAGAUGCAUGGUUCCAGAACACUUUGAAAAGACCAUUUUUCUCAUUGCUAUGUAUACAUUUACUGUAAUUACAAUUAUAUUAUGUAUUGCUGAAGUUUUUGAGAUCAUAUUUAGAAGAUUAUGCUUUCUAAUUAGGCAAUGACCAAAGGGUUGUUUAACUGUUAUCAUGCCACAUUUACUUAUAAUUCAUUUUAUUUAGUUUGUUUUAUUCAUUGAGUAUCCCAAUUUAAAACACAACUAUCUGUUCUUUAAACUUACUUUAGUUGUAUGAAAUUUAUGUCAACUAUAAAACAUUAAUACUAAGUUCUAAGAUAGUGUUCCUUGAAAAAAAACACUUAAUUUUAAUUUUGUCACUUAUUUUAUUGGAAUAAAUACAUAGAGGCAAUGUUAACUCAUUUUUAAGCAGUGCUUUCAGAGAGACCUUUCACAUAGAGCAUAUUCAUUGAUCACAGUGUUUUGUGGUUAGAGAAAAUUUUAUUAUAUUAAUUAAUUGAUUAAUUAUAUUAUUAAAGUUGAUAUUCAGGAAGAUUAAUUUAUGUGCCUGAAGUCAUACAACCAGACUAGGCUCCAGAGCUUCCUAUUCCCUUUCCACUGAGCCAUGCAGUGUUCACUUUGAAGAUGAAACCAUUUUCUCAUUCAUGUAAAUUGUGAUUUAAGUAAAAAGUUAGAAAUUAGUUACUAAAGAGUAAUUCUAUAUUUUGGUCACUAACUUGAAGAAAUGGAAAAAUUGUAUUUUAGUAUUAUAAUCCUGUUUUCUUGAAAUUUUUAGUAUCAAGUGGAAUGGAAAUAUAACCAGAGAAUAAAUUGUAAAUGCUAUGGAUUAUAUUGUGCAUGGGUUCCUUGUUUAUUGUUGGUAAAAGAGAAAAAGGAAAAACCUCUAUGUCCUUAGAUAUACUGUAACAAUAGCUUCUAUAUUCAAUGUUAUUGAAAUGGAAAAUUAUGCUGAUAUUAAGUUAUAUAUCUUCAAUAGCUAAGAAGUUAUUUCAAAGACAGUUUCAUAUUAAUUCAAUGUGUUUCUUUUUAUCUGCAUGCCUUACCAACAAUCAUCUUAUCAUCUUCAUUUUGUAUCAUUUAAAAUCUUUAUGUGUUACUGCAUUAUACUGGUGCCUGCCUAAGAAAAGGAUAGUCC
Messenger RNA from Oryctolagus cuniculus (rabbit), 2373 nucleotides. The record is from RefSeq and is a predicted model, not a curated record. NCBI's taxonomy places the organism in Eukaryota, Metazoa, Chordata, Mammalia, Lagomorpha, Leporidae.